AUUCAAUCUGCUUCCAAGAUUGUCCGAACUCAAGCACGGUUAUUUGGUGUCCAUGUUACUACUCACAUAACACAAGCACCUUUAUCCAAAGUCACGUUGACGCGUGGACAACAUGGCACCCCACGUCUCCAGCAUCCUGGCCUCGCUCUUAACCUCGCCGUUGCUCCUUCUGGCAUCGCUGUUUGGCGCCCUGCUCCUCUACAUAUCUGCCGUCAUCCUCUACAGAUUGACUCUGCACCCACUCGCCAAGUACCCCGGCCCACCCCUCGCAAAGAUAACAGACAUAUACCUCGCCUACUACGCCUACAAAGGAUCCCGUCAUCUCGCCUUCCACAAUGCACAUGUCCAAUACGGUCCCUACGUCCGCCUCGGACCCAAUCUCCUCUCCGUCAACACGGCCACAGCACUGAAGACCAUCUACGGAUUCCGCGCCAAUGUCCGCAAGGGGGAUUUUUACAAGGCCUUUCCCAGCACACCAAAGGCUGUCAGUGUGCACUCUUCCAUCGACAAGCUGCAGCAUGCACGAAAGAGGCGCGUCAUGAGCCAUGCAUUCAGCGAUGCCGCCAUCAAGAGUUUGGAAAAGUACAUACUCGCUAACGUGAGGGUGGGCUGUGAACUACUGGGGCGGACGGCUGAGCAGCAAUCUUCUGAGACAGGAACCUCCGACGAGAAGGCGUGGAACGGCGUGUGGAACGCGGCCCAUUGGUGCGAAUGGCUCGUCUUCGACAUCAUGGGUGAUCUCGUAUUUGGCAAGGCGUUCGGCAUGUUGGAGAGUCCUGUGAAUCGGUUUGCGACAGAUCUGGUCGGCAACGCGGCGCAUCGUCAUCUGAUUUGCGGCACCCAUCUCACAAUCCACAACUGGCACCUCGACAAACUCCUAUUCCGCAAAAUUGCCGGUCAACGUGCGCAAUACAUGCAGUACAGCAAAGGGCAAGCCAUGGAACGGACGAAACUUGGCCUUGACGUCGACCGCAAAGAUUUCUUCUACUACCUGCUCAAUGCAAAAGAUUCUGAGACCGGCAAGGGCUUCACUAUGGACGAGCUAUGGGGCGAGUCCAACCUGCUGAUCAUUGCUGGCUCCGACACUACCUCAACGGCCAUGUCUGGAACCUUUUUUUACUUGGCACACAACCCAACUGCGUUGCGAAGACUUUGCGAUGAGAUCCGCAACACCUUCUCAGAUGUGGAGGAAAUCGUGACUGGACCUAGACUCAGUGGUUGCGCAUUCCUGCGCGCUUGUAUUGACGAGACAAUGCGCAUGACGCCUCCCGUGGCUGGUGUACUGCCUCGCCAAAUCCUCGCAGGUGGUAUGGACGUUGAUGGCCGUCAUUUCCCAGCCGGCGUCGAGCUCGGUGUUCCAAUCUAUGCCAUUCACCACAAUCCCGACUACUUCCCUCGUCCUUUCGACUACCUCCCCGAACGCUGGCUGGCCGAUCCUUCCGUCAAUCCUCUGCACGAUAGACUUGCGCAUGCGCAGUCAGCAUACAACCCUUUUAGCAUUGGACCCAGAGGCUGUAUUGGUAAGGGACUGGCGUAUGUGGAGUUGACAGUAACGAUUGCACGUGUGAUGUUCUUGUACGAUCUUAGAAUCGCACCGGGUACAUCGCUGGGCGGCGGCAGCCAGGACUUAGAGAUUGGCAGGACAAGGACGACCGAGUACCAGAUCAAAGAUGUGUUUGCUAGCAAGAAGGACGGGCCAAUGCUACAAUUCCGGGCGAAGGCUUAGAAUAGACUUCUGAUGAUAUGUACUCAAGACCUACUCGUCGUAUGAAUUCUCUUCCCU
Dothidotthia symphoricarpi CBS 119687 is the source of this 1783-nucleotide messenger RNA. Its product is annotated as cytochrome P450. Gene Ontology annotation, molecular function: monooxygenase activity; heme binding; iron ion binding. The coding region runs from base 113 to 1726 and encodes 537 amino acids. The transcript is spliced from 3 exons. Lineage: Eukaryota; Fungi; Ascomycota; Dothideomycetes; Pleosporales; Dothidotthiaceae. The record is from RefSeq and is a predicted model, not a curated record.